AGACUGUUUACUCAAAUGUUCUUUUCAGAUGAAGAGGCCGUGCCCGGUGCAGAGGGUCCUCUUGUCGCAGUGACUUUUCAGAAAACUCCUCACAAAAAACAGAAGUACCUGGAGUCUGAACCCAAAGCAUUGGGGGUGACUCAGAUUGCCCUCAGUGUGUUCUAUAUCAGUUCUGUCAUUGUCAUUCUCACCAACAGCAUAAGCAUGGUGGUUGAAGAUUUAACACAAAUCAUUGGAUCAGUGUUUGUGAUCAUAGCUGGUAGUUUGGCCAUAGCUGCACAGAAUCUCCAUCUUCCCACUCUGAAGGCCUGUCUGGGGAUGCAGGUAGUGGCCUGUGUAGCAUCAGUGAUCAACUUGAUCGUCUCUGUGUCAGACAUGGCUGGACACGAAUAUGGUUAUGGCUGCUGGAAAUACGUUGAAAUCAACAGCACUGAUCACAAUGAUUCUUGCUAUUCAAUCACUGCUUCUACUGAACAUUACCUUGCUGAGUUGGUCCUGAUAAAUACUGCUCUCAUCGCUAUCUCUGUCACGCUCGCUGCCUACUGCUGCAAGGUGGUCAAUUGCUGCUCUCCAGGACAACGAAUGCCGGUGAUCACAGUCCAAGUCCCUCCUGCUCAGCAAUGAGGAGAGAUACAGUUUGAGGACCAAUCAAGACAAGAGAUCCAACCCUCUCACUAACCAGCAAAAACAUGUCUUAUACUUCCAUCAACUAAAAUAUUGUAGGCCUAUAUAUCUAUACAUACACUCAGUGCAUAAAAUAUUGCGCAUGGCAUCUACUACCAUACCCCGUUCAAAGGCACUUAAAUCUUUUGUUUUGCCCAUUCACCCUCUUAAUGGUACACA
Molecule: messenger RNA, 843 nt
Organism: Salvelinus sp. IW2-2015
Lineage: Eukaryota; Metazoa; Chordata; Actinopteri; Salmoniformes; Salmonidae
Product: membrane-spanning 4-domains subfamily A member 4A
Cellular component (GO): membrane
Source: RefSeq, a predicted model, not a curated record